GAGCUGAACUUGGGAGUUCGCCCGUCUCUCGCGUCAGUCCCUGCCAGUACUUCAGCCCUCAUCCCUACUAUUUUGUGCUUUUGCACCGAUCGCCUUUCGUCGCGGUUUUGCAAGACUACUGCUCCCGGAAUAUUUGCGGGCGUCCGCUAUUGGUUAAUCGUCUUCAUCUGUCAAGCGGUGUAGGCGGGACUCGACUCGCCGUAGCUCCCCAGAGGAAAGAGAGGCUAAAGCUGCACUUUUCUGUUCUGUUGGAAGAGCAUCUCUCUGGCGCUCGCUAACAGUUACACCUUGUCUCGGCAACGGGAUCACGGAGAACUGUGGGACUUGACUGCAGGAAACGCAGCCGUUCACGCGCGAGGAGCCUAUAUAAAUUGCACGCCUCACCUGGAUAAACCCGCCUUCAUACGGAGAGGAAAAAAGGAGAAGAAAGCUAUUUCGAGUGUCGCAGCACAGCGGGCUGAAGGAAGCGAGAAGAAUAUGAUUCUCAAGCAGUAUUUGUUCUUCGCCCUUUACUGCUUCUGCGGGAUCGUUCUAAAAGGGACGGCAACGAAAAAAGCGAGAGGUGCCCAGUCCCAGUUCCCCAUCACUCACAAUGUGACCGUGACGCAGGGAGGCACGGCCAACAUGACCUGCCGCGUGGAACACAAUGACAACACCUCCCUCCAGUGGUCGAACCCGGCACAGCAGACGCUGUUUUUCGGAGACAAGAAAGCUCUGAGGGACAACCGGAUCGAGCUGGUGCGGGCCUCCUGGCAGGAGCUGACCAUCAGCAUCAGCGAGGUGUCCCUAUCGGACGAGGGACAGUACACCUGCUCCCUCUUCACCAUGCCCGUCAAGACCACCAAGGCCUACCUCACCGUGCUGGGAGUUCCGGAGAAACCCGAAAUCGACGGGCUUCCGAAACCCGCCGUGGAGGGGGACGAGAUCACCCUCACCUGCGUCUCUUACGGGAGCAGGCCCGCCGCCGACAUCAGGUGGUUCCGCAACGAGAAGGAGGUCAAAGGUGCCAAGGAGGUGAAUGCCAGCGGGAAGACGUUCACGGUCAAGAGCUCCCUGCAGCUGCAGGUGGACCGCAACGACGACGGCGUGGCCUACACCUGCCAGGUGGACCACGUGUCGCUGGCCUCGUCCCCCAGGCAGGCCAUCGAGGUGCUGGAGGUCCACUAUGCACCUCGUGUGGAGAUCACGCCCUCCCUCACAUUCCCACAGGAAGGAGACUACCUGAAGCUGGACUGCGUAUCCAAAGGCAACCCCCUGCCGGAGCCGGUGCGGUGGACCAAGGACGGGGCGGAGCUCCCCUAUCCCGAUCGGAUGAUCGUGGAGGGGCGGGAGCUGACCAUCACGGCCCUCAACAAGACGGACAACGGCACGUACCGCUGCGAGGCCCACAACCUCCUGGGCGGCAGCAGCGCCGAUUACGUGCUCUACGUUUACGACGUCCCCACCACAAUGCCUCCAUCUCCAACUCCCCCCCCUCGACCCGUCCUCCCCGACACAACCGCUUUCUUAGACACCCGCGUCACCAAACCCACCGCCACCGGCAUUGAGAGAGAUCCCAAUGCCCUGGAGCAGAGCGGUCCAGACCACGCGCUGAUCGGGGGUGUCGUUGCCGUCGUCGUCUUCAUCACCUUGUGUUUGAUAAUUGUUUUGGGGCGAUACCUGGCACGGCACAAAGGUACGUACCUGACGAACGAGGCCAAAGGCGCGGACGACGCCCCUGACGCGGACACGGCCAUCAUCAACGCCGAGGGAAACCACGCGCACGCGGAGGAGAAGAAGGAGUACUUCAUUUAGACUCUGGGCCCCUCCCCCCCCCUCGGGCGCCUCCCUCUCGAUGACAGCGGCGGUCUCCGCGGAAACGCGGACCUGCUCCACCCCCCCCCCCCCCAAGUCGGCUUUUUUUUCCCCCCUC
Molecule: messenger RNA, 1912 nt
Organism: Anguilla anguilla (European eel)
Lineage: Eukaryota; Metazoa; Chordata; Actinopteri; Anguilliformes; Anguillidae
Product: cell adhesion molecule 2-like
Exons: 11
Coding region: 478-1794 (438 amino acids)
Source: RefSeq, a predicted model, not a curated record